GUUCACAACCUCAUCUUCAUUUGAAGACACUCGAACAACUGUACUCGCUAUUCUGGAAGAUGAUCACGCUCGUAUGGUAACAUUACAUUCGCACGACUCUCACAUUCCCGGCUAUCGCGCGCACUCUUGAACGGGAUGAAGUCUAACAUCCCGUUGCAAGUUCGGAGGCCUCGACAAUGCACUUCAGCACGGUGCUGAUGUAGCCUUCGCCAGUAAUUAGAACUUCCCCGGGACACUUAAAGAUGGGCCGGCUCCAACAUCUUGAAAGACUCGCCCUUGGGCGCUCGGCCUUUCAAGAGCUGCCGAAGAAUGGAGAGGCUACCACCACGGGGGCCAUUGAAGCCGGCGACCUUACUCGCAGCAGCAGGCAAUUCGAUAGCAAGGGCCGCCCCGUCAAUGCGGCCACCGAAGAGUACAAUCGAGAGAUGCGCAAUGCACAGAAUGCCGCGCUUGCACUUGUGGGCGUCGUGGAGAGCAAGGAGAGCGCCGACAAGGAACUGGACGAGCGCCACCGGCAGAUGCGGGAGAAGCGAUCCAAACUGUUGCAAGCGGAGCAGCUCUGUGGAGAGGACUUUGAAACGGUUUCGACGUUACUAAACGCCAUCCUCACCUGGUGGUCCGGGAACCUCGUCUCGAGGGUGCAGGUCGGCAUGUUCGUCGCCUCCCUUUCUUUUGCGGAUCUCGUCCUUCGGGACCUAGGGCCUGUUAUGGAUGCGGGAGGCUCUGGAAGGGUCAAUGCAUUGCUCUCCGCUUUGACUCAAGGCUUGCCUGCCUGGCUGGCGUACUACGUCUUAAGGCUGCUGUUAUCUGCCGCUGUCGGAGAGUGCGCCGGUCGACUACAGACGACAUCCAUCCGGCGCCUAUCUCCAAAAGCGGUGAAACCGGUCAACGAACUCAUAAUUCUGGCCGGCGACCUUAGCCUUGUAGCCGUGGACGUCGCCUUGCUACCAUUGCAAUUCUUCGCCUUCUCCCAAAGCUUGGGUCUGGCCCCUUCCUGGCCAAUACUACCGCCCUGGCAACUUCUUCUCCCUUGGACCUCUCAGUCGGCGCAUCACAUAAUCUGGCGUCAGACGACUAGCAAGUGGGGCUUGAGAUUAUUCUCCUCGCCGGCAGCACUCAUGCUGAUCAAAAACUUCAUCGAGCGCGACCAACUGGACGGCUUCCCCAUUGCAAGUCACUUUACACACUUCGAAUACCCUUCGAUCAACGCAUCAUCCGCAAUGAUCUUCUAUUCGACAGAGUCCUAUAGCGAUCCUGUGGCUGCGCUUUUUCACAAAGCCUACCUCAUGCGGCGAAAAGUACUCGCCUGGCUCGGGUGGAACUUGGAAGCCGCGCCUACUUUUCCCAACGACCUCGAAUUCAACCGUGUCAUCCAGGACACCGAGCCAGAUUGGAUCGAAUCAAUAGAAGAGAACAAAGAGCAGCGUAGGUGGCGCUCAACCUCUCUCGCCCACCGACCGGCUCAGUACCUCGGCGAUAAAGUCGACCGCUUCUUCACCCGACUCCUCAUGCUGCCUCUGGAAAGCACAGUCUUACGAGCCGCAGCACAAGUCUACCUCUCCUCUGGUCUACCUCGAACAGCACUCGCCCUCUCCGUCGCACCUUAUACGUACCUGCCCUUUGGCGGUGGUCCGUUUGGCUCGGCGUUCUGGACAGUUGGUAGGACGUCGGGAGCGGCGUGGCGGCACGCGGGACGAUACGUGAACCAGCUGGGAUUGAGUCUGGCGACGAACUGCGUGGCGGAGAUUGGAGUGUUUUUCAUCUUGUAUCGCUUGGCUCGGUGGCAAGGACGGCGUCACUAUGGCUGGGGUGCUCUUGAGAUGCCCACUGCCGCACCGAAAGAUGAUGAGGCUGGGGAUCUUUCAGAUGGAGCCGACGAGCUCGUAUUUGCUACCGAGGGCAUUACUGUGCGGGAGCUUGCAGCUCAGCGUGAGGAGCAUGUUUAGAACCAGGCAUGAUGGCUAUGUGGUAUUUGGACCAGCGUAG
Molecule: messenger RNA, 1986 nt
Organism: Neohortaea acidophila
Lineage: Eukaryota; Fungi; Ascomycota; Dothideomycetes; Mycosphaerellales; Teratosphaeriaceae
Exons: 1
Coding region: 243-1946 (567 amino acids)
Source: RefSeq, a predicted model, not a curated record